Molecule: messenger RNA, 1245 nt
Organism: Quercus robur (English oak)
Lineage: Eukaryota; Viridiplantae; Streptophyta; Magnoliopsida; Fagales; Fagaceae
Exons: 4
Coding region: 1-1245 (414 amino acids)
Source: RefSeq, a predicted model, not a curated record
AUGUAUAAUGAGAUAGAGGGAAACUACGAUGACGUUACCAUUAGCACAUUCAAGAGGGGCUUAUCGACAAAGCAUGGUUUAAGAAAGUCCUUGACUAGGAAGCCGGUCACUAGUGUGCGCCAACUCAUGGACAGAAUUGACAAGUACAAAAAGGUUGAGGAGGACCAGCAAACGGGGAAGGGCAAAGCGAAGGCAGUCCAUGCUGUGUUCCGAGAACCAUUACACAAGAUCCUAGAGAAGGUAAAGAGUGAACCGUUCUUUCAAUGGCCAAGCAGGAUGGCAGGUGACCCCUCGAAACAUAACCAGAAUCUGUAUUGCGCAUACCACCAAGAGCCGGGUCACAUCACCGAUGAUUGUAGGAAUCUGAAAAACCACUUGAACCGGCUUGUCCAAGAGGGGAAGUUGAGGCAUCUAUUACAUCACCCUGUGGGAUGGCGGGAACAAUCAAACAUCGAAACCAGGCAAAGCACAUUGAGGCCACCCAUUGGCACAAUAAAUGUCAUUCUCGCCGCACCUGGAAGGACCGGAUCCAGUCCUCUCAGAGUGAUGUCAGUGGGCAGGCUCCCGCCUGAAGCUGACGACAGGGAAUCCAAAAGGGCCAGAGCGAUGGCCACGCCCUUAAUCGGACUCUCAGAUAAGGACAAACUAGGAACCCUUCAACCCCACGACGACGCCCUAGUCAUCACGCUCAGAAUUGGGGGUUAUGACAUGAAGAAGGUGCUAGUGGACCAAGGCAACGCUGUGGAAGUAAUGUAUCCCGACUUGUAUAAAGGAUUGAACCUGAAGCCAGAGGACCUGUCGGCAUACGACUCCCCUUUGGUCAGUUUUGAAGGAAAAACCGUCACCCCGAAGGGCAUGAUUAGGCUGCCUAUACAAACAGACUCAGACAUGGUGGAAGUGGACUUCAUUGUGAAUGUGGACGUAUUUGCCUGGGACGCCUAUAAGGCCCCUGGGGUUGACCCAGAUUUCAUUUGCCAUCACCUUAAUGUUAGCCCUGCCGUAACGCCUAAGAAGCAGCCUCCUCAGCGACCAUUGAAAGAGUAUGCAGACGCCGUGAGAGAGGAGGUCACAAAACUGAAGAAAGUAGGGGCUAUCAAGGAGAAUGCCGAGUCAACCUGCCAAAGAAUGAUGACUAGGAUGUUUGAACAGCAGAUGGGUAAGAGCAUCGAAGUUUAUAUAGACGAUAUGGUGGUAAAAAGCAAAUUGGUGACCAACCACGUCAGAGACCUUGGCUAUAUCUUCUGA